GACGGCUAUCGUACAGGGACCACCUGGCCAGGUAACAGAAACAACCCACCAUAACCUUAAAUAGGUUGACGAAUGCCCUAUCAAAUGGAAAGCUACAUACACUUUCUCCAUGGAACACCGAUCACCCAAGUAGUCGUGCUCGAAGAUGAGGUCGUCGUGACGUCAAAACUCAAGGGUCCACUCUUCCAUCGUUGAGACUACCCAUCAGCACGCAAGCAUACAAAAAGCUCGAACCCCCGCUACAAGUUGUCCUCACUCUUAUUUCUUGCCUCAAAUAACAUUUCAUUCCACUCCAAUCAAUCCCAUACCUAUUAACAUCUUCACCCCAUCACAUACAUACGCACUGCACAACAUGUCCGCCGAAUACAAGAACGCCGAUCUUAACGCGCUCUCCGCACAAGCCGAGCGCGAUCUUAACUCAGACGGCGCAAAGAAAGGCCACGGCGCCUCUCUCUCCGCAACCGAGUCCGGCGUCAAUUCCUCCGUUGAGAAUAGGUUCGCCGGCGCAGAAGUUACCUAUGGCUCUGCUGCUUCAGGCACGGGCAACAACCGCGAGAUCCCGCUGUCCGAAGGCGGAGACAUUAACCCUAGGACCGGCCAGCUGUUCAAGGCGGGUGACUUUGAGCAAGGCGGUGUUGGCGAGACCAAGCAGGAGACGCUCGCGAGGACACAAGGUGGCGACGAUGCGGUCAGGGAGAACGUGAGGAACUAG
Paraphaeosphaeria sporulosa is the source of this 712-nucleotide messenger RNA. RefSeq lists its product as uncharacterized. Lineage: Eukaryota; Fungi; Ascomycota; Dothideomycetes; Pleosporales; Didymosphaeriaceae. The transcript is spliced from 3 exons. Bases 353 to 712 code for a protein of 119 amino acids. The record is from RefSeq and is a predicted model, not a curated record.